Molecule: messenger RNA, 713 nt
Organism: Abrus precatorius (Indian licorice)
Lineage: Eukaryota; Viridiplantae; Streptophyta; Magnoliopsida; Fabales; Fabaceae
Product: germin-like protein subfamily 1 member 7
Exons: 2
Coding region: 36-704 (222 amino acids)
Cellular component (GO): cell wall
Molecular function (GO): manganese ion binding
Source: RefSeq, a predicted model, not a curated record
CACGCAGAACCAUUUACAAUAGUUCUACGGAAAAAAUGAAACAAGUCUACUUUCUUGUUGCUGUCUUGGCUUUGGCAUCCUCCCUUGCCUCUGCUUAUGACCCCAGUCCUCUGCAGGAUUUUUGUGUGGCAAUCAAUGAAACUGAUGGAGGUAUGUUAUUUGUGAACGGAAAAUUCUGCAAAGAUCCCAAGCUUGUUAAAGCUGAAGAUUUCUUCAUACAUGUGGAACCUGGGAACACUGCCAACCCAUUGGGCUCACAAGUAACUCCGGUCUUUGUGGAUCAACUACCAGGAUUAAAUACACUCGGCAUAUCUUUGGCUCGCAUAGAUUUUGCACCCAAGGGUUUGAACCCUCCCCACACACACCCUCGUGGCACAGAGAUUCUUAUAGUCCUUGAAGGUACUCUUUAUGUUGGAUUUGUCACAUCAAAUCAGGACAAUAAUCGUCUCUUUACCAAAGUGUUGAACAAGGGCGACGUCUUUGUGUUUCCAAUUGGCCUCAUCCAUUUUCAACUGAAUGUGGGAUAUGGCAAUGCUGUUGCGAUUUCUGGUCUUAGCAGUCAAAAUCCAGGAACUAUAAUUAUUGCAAAUGCUUUGUUUAAAGCUAAUCCACCUAUUUCUCCUGAAGUUCUUUCCAAAGCUUUUCAAGUCGACAAGAAAGUAAUUGAUCAGCUUCAGAAGAAUUCCUGGUACGACAACAACUAAUUUCGGAAC